Messenger RNA from Pogonomyrmex barbatus (red harvester ant), 1001 nucleotides. RefSeq names its product Proteasome assembly chaperone 1 (gene PSMG1). Gene Ontology annotation, biological process: proteasome core complex assembly. Gene Ontology annotation, molecular function: proteasome binding. NCBI's taxonomy places the organism in Eukaryota, Metazoa, Arthropoda, Insecta, Hymenoptera, Formicidae. Gene Ontology annotation, cellular component: endoplasmic reticulum. The record is from RefSeq and is a predicted model, not a curated record.
ACAUCCCUGCGUAAACGAACUGCGCUGCAGUCAUUUUCUCAGACGGAGUAAACGAACGACAUUUGCGGUAGUGACUGCAUAAACGAAUGCAUUCUAUUACUGUGUUUCGUAGCUGAAAAGUACCAUUUAUUUUCACAUUUUGAAGAUGGUUAGUCACUUUGGAGAAGUAAUAUUCCCAUCAUCUCGAGCAUUUUGGGAUGAUGAGGACGAGUAUGAACCAGCUAAUUUUCAACAUUCUUCGAAGUUAUACAUUCGCUGGUUGAAAAAUAAACCAGAACAUAUACAAAAGUUCAUUGUAAUAGAAGGAGAUCCAUUAAUUCCUCUUGUGGUUCAAUACUUGUAUUCUAAAACAGAAGCAUGUAUCAUAGAAGAUGAAAAUCAAAAAAAAGUUUCAGUUAUUUAUCAUAUUGACAAACAAAAAUAUAUGUGUAUGAUUUUACCACAAUUUGAUACAAGAAAUGCUGGAAAACUUAUAAACCAGAUAUCAGAUAUAAUACAAAUUUCAGAAAAUAUGAUUUCGAUAAUAUGUCUUCAUAUAUCACAGUUUCAGAAUACAAACAUUCCAGAGAUUCCUUCGUUUUUAAGAACAUUAGUUACCAAAAAUGAGAAUUUUAAAAAAUGGGAGACUGAAUUGUUGGAACAACCAAAUAUUGUGUUUGGAGUUGGUGCAGGAGUUUUAUCUUAUGCUGAACUCAUGGGCAUGUCAGCCAAGUUAUAUGUUUUUUAUAUUGAUAGUCUUGUGUUAGAUUCUAAAUGUGCAGAACCAAUUAUCCAAAUUUUAACUAAUGAAAUAUCUUGUACAUUGCAGCAACCAAAAUUUAUUGAAAAUUCCUUUAGUAAAGGAAAUCUUUAUAUGUGAAAUGUUUAUCUUCUUUGUAAAGCAAACGUGAAUUAAUUACAUAUAAAUUAAAUAUCAAUUGAUAUAUGGAAAUGAUAAAAAAAGUUUAAAAUUAUAUAUGUAAAAUAUAAAGCUAUAUCUAUAAGUAUUUGUGCAUGCACGC